AUGCCGAAUGACCUUAGUGACCAAGAAUAUGGACAUGAAGACUACACAGACGUCCCCGAGCGCCACAGACGGAUUGGCCGGCCCAUCCACAAGAACGACGAUGCCAUGCCCACGGACGUCCAGUGCUUUUGGUUCAACAAGCGCAUACGCAAGUGGAGCCACCACAGACUUCCGUUUCACCAGUCAGCUGGUCUACAGUAUCCCAAAAUACCCGGCAUGAGAUAUGCUAGUGGAUCGCAAUGGUUCGCAGUGACGCGUGGGAUGGCUUCCACGGUAGCGAGCAGCUUCUCCAAUGCCUCCACCCUGAUUGGGACCAUAUUCCGCGACCUCACAGCUGUAAAGCAGCCAGACGAGAGUUUCUUCCAGGCUGUUGUGUUGAACACGCAGUUCUGCACCAGCUAUUCGGACUUCACCCUCCAUUGGACUGACAAAGACAGCAUGCGCGAAGUCCGCAGCUUGACCAGCGAAUAUAGUAUACUGUCCCCGGGCGUUCUGGGGAACUUGAAGGAUUUCGCAAAGAUCGAAGAAGUCCGGCAACAAUCUUUGUGGGCUUUCUUUGCCAGGAAGUUUGACGACAGUCCGGAAAGCUCUCAACUGAAGGAUCGGUUGGAUGCCGAGUCCAGCCGGCAGUCCCGGCCGAAGUGGAUAAUGGCAAGCGUCCCUUCCGUCGCAAGAGUGGUAGAAGUCCUGGCCAGUUCGCUAGCGGUGGUCAAAUCUGUCAAGCGCUUGCAAAGAAACCAUGACGGCAUUUUCAAUCUACAGACUUUGCAGCUGCAGCUAGAGCCAGGACACGAGAUUCAGGUCCGCGAGAAGCUGGCUACGCCUAAAUUGCCCCAUCCGCUACUGGCACUGCGGGUUGGAUGUGAUUGGAACAAAACGGAGCUGGUUUUCGAUGGGGAUGUGUCUGCCGUCUCGGCAUCCAGUACCGGUCCCCACAGAUGUCCAAGCUUGUGGGCUGUUGCGCACUGGCGCAUGUCGAAGAAGCCGAUCUCACAGGAGGUGGUUCUCGUUUGGAUCGAUCCCCGAGGGACACCGAUGCAGCAUGCGCCGAUAUCGAUUUCGGAGCAUUCUGUGCUUCUUUGGCACCGGUACACAGCGACUCAGCCACUUCCGCAGGGACAGUGGUCUCUGGAGGUCAGAAGCAACGACCAUGUUAUCGCACGCCGGCAUUUCUUCGCCUAUGGCGAUCCUUCUGAUAUCCCAUGGCGCAGUGUAAGGGAAUACUUCGACAUUGUCACCUACUAG
This is a messenger RNA of Symbiodinium necroappetens, 1245 nucleotides long. Lineage: Eukaryota; Dinophyceae; Suessiales; Symbiodiniaceae. The record is from the annotation of a GenBank genome assembly.